AUGGUAUAUUGUUAUACUUGCAACAUUAACGCCAAUAAUAAUUACAAUUCCAAUAACAACAUCAAAAAAUAUAAAAAGAACGACAACAACAUUAUCAACGACAAGGACACCAUCAAGCACAACAUUAACAUCAAAAAUACCCACAACAACAACAACAAUGAUAACAUGAACAUCAAAACUAUCAACAACAACAAUAACAAAGAUGGCAAUAUCCACAACAACAACAACAAAAACCUCGAAAUCAACAACAAUACUAACAUCAAAGAUGACAACAUCAACAACUAUGACAACAAUGACGACAACCACAAUGACAACAACAACAACAAUGACUACAACAACAACAACAACAACAAUAACAAAGAUGACAAUAUCGACAACACCAAAAACAUCAACUUCAACAAUAAUACUAACAUCAAGGAUGACAACAUCCAUAACGACAAUAAUGACAACAAUGACGACAAUCACAAUGACAACAAUAACAACAAUGACUACAACAAUAUCAACAAUAACAUGAACAAUAACAACAACAAUAACACCAACAACAACGAUAACGUUAACUACUUCGUAUGGAUCGUAUUAAAUUUAUGUUCGGCAGGACUCGGGCCUACGGCCCUCGUGCGUUGUCGGAUCAAUAGAGAUAACUAUAUGAUAUAUUGUUAUAAUACCAACAUUGACGACGCUAAUAACCACAUCCAAAACGUUAACAACCACAACAUCAACAUCAAAAAUAACAACAACAACAACAACACGAACAAGGCUGACGAUAUCAACAGCAACAACAAAACCAUCAAAAACAGCCACACCAACAAAAAUGACAACAUCAACAAGAAUCACAACAACCACUUUCAAAACAACAGCAACAACUAUAACAACAACAAUGACAACAACUACUCUAACAACAACAAUGACGGCAACAACUAUACCAACAACAAUAACAUCAACAACUAUAACAACAUCAAAAAUUAUACCAAUAACGACAACAACAUCAACAACAACAAUGAUAACAUGAACAUCAAAAAUAUCAAUAACAACAAUAACAAAGAUGGCAAUAUCAAGAACAACAACAAAAACCUCGAAAUCAACAACAAUACUAACAUCAACGAUGACAACAUCAACAACAAGAACAAUGACAACAACAACUGUGACAACAAUGACUACAACCACAAUGACAACAAUAACAACAAUGACUACAACAAUAUCAACAAUAACAUGAACAAUAACAACAACAAUAACACCAACAACAACAAUAACGUUUACUACUUCGUAUAG
This is a messenger RNA of Coccinella septempunctata (seven-spotted ladybird), 1269 nucleotides long. Its product is annotated as GATA zinc finger domain-containing protein 14-like. Bases 1 to 1269 code for a protein of 422 amino acids. The record is from RefSeq and is a predicted model, not a curated record. Lineage: Eukaryota; Metazoa; Arthropoda; Insecta; Coleoptera; Coccinellidae. The transcript is spliced from 2 exons.